AAGGUCGGUGUGCCUUUACAUACAUGCUUAUUAUUUGUAAUAUUCCUCGUGAUUAUUGGCUUUAUAAAUGCUACUAACCCGUAGAGGAUCGGUAUCUCUCGCUUAAGAAUUCAACUAGUUAGCUAAAAAGGAAAUGUUAAGAAAAUGUUAUACUAAUGGCUUGCGAGCCCUUAAACUUGGGAAAUUUUCCUAUAUUCAGCAUUCGAAGUUUACUUGUGCACCUUGUAUUGCUUACUUUGGAGGACAGCGCAGUCAGAUUUUGGACGCGUCAAUGUUAAAAUUACCAUCGUCUCAGAUCCAAUUCAUACCAAAAAAUGCAUUUUCAACGUCAUCGGGAAAAGGUUCGUCAGACGAUGAUAGUGGUAUUGAUCCAGAUGGCCUACCUACUCCAAAUCCACAUGAAUCUGAUCCAUCAUCUACGCCACUUCCUCCUGCAGUUCCACCAUUAGCAUUGUCUCCACAAAAUAUUCCAGAGAAUUUCCCUAUUGUACCGGUGAUUGCAAUAUCUGGUUCACCGUUAUUCCCAAAAUUUGUUAAAAUGAUUGAGAUUACUGAUUCACGUCUGAUAAGUCUUAUUCGUCGAAAAAUCAAAUUGAAUGCCCCAUAUGCGGGAAUAUUUUUAAAGAAACCAAAUACAGAACAGUCAGAUGUUGCAAAUAGUAUGGAUGAAUUGCAUCGAGUCGGCACAUUUGUACACAUUCCUGAAUGGGAUGAUUUAGGCUCGAAAAUUCGACUACUAGUUAUUGGACAUCGUCGCAUUGAACUGAUUCGUCCAGUUGUAGAGGAUACUGUGGAAGAAGAGAUCAGCUUACCAGUCGGGAAACGUAACAGUUUAGUUCGACGCGCUAAACGUGCAGCGGUCAAAUUUACAGAAUCUUUAAAUUCUAAACCAUCAAUUAAUCAAACAUCAUCACCAUCUUCGGAAAAUACAACAUCUAUAAAAGGUGAAAAUCAAUCAGAUAGCAACACUAGUGAGAGUAAUAGUAGUAGCAAUAGUUCCAGUGCUUCCAAAUUAUUAGAUAACGACCUUGGUGCUUCUUCACCAGUCUUAAUUGGUGAAACAAUUAAUCUCUAUCAUGAUCUGUAUGAAAAUACCCAAGAAAUUAAGGCUUUAAGCGCUGAAAUUGUAAAGACAAUCCGAGAUAUAAUUAGUCUUAAUCCUGUGUAUCGAGAAAAUGUUCUUGCGAUGCUCCAAGCUGGACAACGUGUUGCUGAUAAUCCUGUAUAUCUCAGCGAUUUAGGAGCCGCAAUGUGUAGUGCUGGUGAUACAGAAGAAUUACAAGCAGUUUUAGAAGAAAUGAAUAUUCAUAAACGUCUUCGAUUAUCAUUAAAUUUAGUUAAAAAAGAAUAUGAAUUAGGUCGACUUCAACAACAAAUAGGUCGUGAAGUUGAAGAGAAAGUUAAACAACAACACAGACGUUAUAUGCUUUCAGAACAAUUGAAAGUAAUUAAAAAGGAAUUAGGUUUAGAGAAAGAUGAUAAAGAUACGAUUGUCGAAAAGUUUCGUAUGCGUUUAAAGGAUUUAACUGUUCCAUCUAGUGUUAUGGAAGUGAUCGAUGAAGAAUUGAAUAAAUUAAGCGUUUUAGAUAAUCAUUCGUCCGAAUUCAAUGUAACACGUAAUUAUUUAGAUUGGUUAACUGCAUUACCCUGGGGUGUAACAAGUGAAGAACAUUUAGAUAUUGGACAAGCAAAGAAAAUUUUAGAUGAAGAUCAUUAUGGAAUGGAUGAUGUGAAAAAACGUAUUCUGGAAUUCAUUGCUGUUAGUCAAUUGAAAGGUUCAACACAAGGCAAAAUUUUAUGUUUUUGUGGUCCACCUGGAGUUGGUAAAACCAGUAUAGCUAAUUCAAUAGCUCGUGCAUUAAAUAGAAAAUAUUUUCGUUUUUCUGUCGGUGGAAUGUCUGAUGUAUCUGAAAUCAAAGGUCAUAGACGUACUUAUGUUGGUGCUAUGCCUGGGAAAAUUAUUCAAUGUCUUAAAAAAACUAAAACUGAAAAUCCACUCAUUUUAAUCGAUGAAAUCGAUAAAUUAGGUCGUGGAUGGCAAGGUGAUCCAGCUAGUGCUUUAUUAGAGCUACUUGAUCCAGAACAAAAUGUUAAUUUCCUCGAUCAUUAUCUUGAUGUUACAGUAGAUUUAAGUCGUGUAUUAUUCAUUACAACAGCAAAUCAAUUAGAUACAAUUCCAGAACCAUUAAGAGAUCGUAUGGAAGUAAUUGAAGUAUCCGGUUAUGUUGAAGAAGAAAAAUUAGCAAUUGCAAAACGUUAUCUUCUUCCAUUGGCUACUCGAAAUUGUGGUCUAGAUGAUAAUCGUCUUUUAAUCGAUGAUAAUGCAAUAAAACGUUUAAUUAAACAAUAUUGUCGUGAAAGUGGUGUACGUAAUCUACAAAAGCAUAUUGAAAAAAUUGUUCGUAAAGUUGCUUAUCAAUUAGUCAAUGCUGAGAAAGAUCCACCAAUUCUAGUCAAUAGUGAUAACUUAACCACAUAUGUUGGUCAACCAAUUUGGACAUCAGAUCGUUUGUAUGAUUCUAUCACACCACCUGGGGUUGUUAUGGGUUUAGCUUGGACAUCAAUGGGUGGUUCUGUUCUAUAUAUUGAAUGUACUAAUAAAAAACCGAAAUAUUUCUACCAACCUACCAAUACUACUGAUUCACAUAGUGAUAGUAGUAGUGAUUCAGAGGAAGUAUCUAAUAAAAAAGGGAUUUUACAAGUAACUGGAAGUUUAGGAAAAGUUAUGAAAGAGUCCAUAUCUAUCGCACACACAUUUGCUACACAAUUUGCUGCUUCUGGUGCUCCAUGCUCUUCUACAACUGCUGUUACUAAUGAUGAUGGUAAUGCUGGUAAUAAUAAUAAUAAUCAAGAACAGUGUAUGCUUAAUCCAACGGAAUCUUCAAAAGCAGCUUUAUUCCUUCAAGAAUCUGAUAUUCACUUACAUGUUCCUCAAGGAGCUACACCUAAGGAUGGUCCAUCCGCUGGAGUAACUAUGGUAACGGCUUUGUUAAGUUUAGCAUGUGGUAAACCGGUUCGUCCUAAUCUAGCUAUGACUGGUGAAAUAAGUUUAACUGGUAAAGUUCUACCAGUUGGUGGUAUCAAGGAGAAAGUUAUCGCAGUAAGUUAUUUACUUCCUCAUAAUAUGAUAAUUUUUGAAAUUUUAUUUGAAACGGUAUAUAUGGUAGUAUUGGUUUUGACCCCCAAAUGCUCUCACGGUCACAUGUAUACAGCCACUUCAAGGGAAUUUUGUUGGUGGACCCUCCGUCUCCACCUAGGGGAGUUGGAAAACCCUGAUUCCAAACCAAUUGUGCAUACUGGCUUUAGGAGCAUGAGGGGACAAAUGGUGUAUGAACCUGUUGUAGGUCACCGGCUACUACAGUACCGCAUCUCCUAACGUUGCUCUACUGCCUUGUGAAUUAGACCUAUAGAUCAAAGUCCCGGGUAGUGGCCCCCUGAGAAAACCAUCUGGUUCGGUUUGAACACCCGAGAAGUAUUUCAGCCCUCACGCAAACCGGAUGAUUUGUAUGGCACACAUAUAUUUGGUAUCUUCUCGUACCAAUAUUUAUUUGCUCAAAUAAAUAAAAAGUAUUGAUUUGUAAACCGGUUAACGAACUAAUACAAAGGAUGGUGACCACUCCAAUAUCAGCCAAAUGGUUGACCUCAUGCAAAUGAAUAAGAUGUUGUUCUCCCCAAAUGCCCUGGUACGGCCGAGAGUAAGGAGAGUCCGCUCUCCCUUUCGAAAAAUGCUCUCACAUGGUCACGCGUAUAUAGCCUCUGCCAGGGAAGUCCUACUCAAUGCCUUCUCGUGGCACCGGUGUUGUUUACGAAAAUGAGAGGACGAAAAGCGAGUAUCCGACGCUUUAACCGGAUCCCAAUUCAAUGGUGCACAUGGGCUGGCUCCAGUAUCCUGCGGGAACAAAUGGCGUACGAACCAACUUUUGGUCACCGGCUUCCAUGGGACUGCAUCUCCUCAUGAUGCUCCACUACCUUGUGGACUAGACUCUUAGGUCAAAGGCUCGGGCUGUGGCCCCCUAAGAAAAGCACCUGCUUCGGUUUGGGCACCCGUGCAGUAUCUCAGCCCACGCACUAAAAUCAUGAUGAACUAUUUGCUUAUGGAAAUAACACAAAAACUACUCAUGAAAAGGUCGUGUGUGACCGACCUCAAGCAGCUGUACCUUUGGCACUGCAGUCACGCUCUCAGGUCACUAUGACCACCUCUAAUCCACUUUCCUUUUUAUGUACCUCCAGAAAAACCCUUCCACGGUGUGGGCAACCGGGAAGUGAUAACCGCCCUUAUACCUCAAACAGCACUCAAGACCACUGUAUUCAUAAUCAACCUGACUGACUGACUGACAUUCUAAACCAUAUCACUCACCACUUUCAACCAUUGAUCACAGUUUUCUGCCUUUAUGAAAUACCUUGAAAGGUUCUGAUAUACAUAUAUAUGUAUAUCACCUAUCGUACUUCAUCUCUACAGGAGACAAAUGACAAAUAACGAUAUCUUACUUAUUCAAUUAGUUGUUAGGAUAUUCAACUUGCAAUGAAUAACCUGUAAGUUCGAAUCCCAUUCUGUCUAAUUCAAUUAUAAGUAAUAUAAUGAUUCACUCUCUCAAUUAUUUUUUUUGUGUCUUUUAUUCAAUAACAGGCUAAACGUGGUGGUAUAACCUGUAUCAUUCUACCUGAGGCAAAUCGUAAAGAUUAUGAUGAUUUAGCAUCAUUUAUUAAAGAUGAUUUACAAGUAUAUUUUGUUCAACAUUAUAAAGAAAUUUUCCCAGUGGCAUUUUCAUAAACUUAAAAAUAAAAAAAAAAGUAUAAAGUUAAAAUCGAUAAUACAAAGUUGAAAAACGAAAGGAGAUGUGGGUUGGUUUUUUUUGUUGCUAACAGACAAUAAGAAGGAUGGAGUGUGUGUGUGUGUGUGUGCGUGAGAUGGAGUGUGUGUGUGUGUGAGGGAGGGAGAGACAGAAAACGUGUGCAAAACUUCAUUUCUAAUUUUGUAUAAAUAAAAUUUCCCAUCAUAAAUGAAUAAAUUCUUUCUUAUAUAAAGAAUGUGAACAUAUGUAACUGGGUUUUUGUGUCUUUAAAUUAGUUGAUUAGUAGUUAGUUAAUCUUAACCUUCUGCUUUUCCCCCCCCCUCUUUCCUCUAUAGAACUAAGUAAGUGAAACCAAUAGAUGCGUUUGAGAAAAGAAAUGAGCUUUUGAAAAGAGUUCACGAUUGGAAUAUUAGAGAAAGCGAAAUAAAUGAACGUGUUAACAGUUUACUUUGCUAUAUUUCAUAUGCAAAUAGAGACUUCGAUUCAAUGAUACUUG
Molecule: messenger RNA, 5289 nt
Organism: Schistosoma spindalis
Lineage: Eukaryota; Metazoa; Platyhelminthes; Trematoda; Strigeidida; Schistosomatidae
Source: the annotation of a GenBank genome assembly